Messenger RNA from Schistocerca cancellata (South American locust), 537 nucleotides. RefSeq names its product cuticle protein 19-like. The record is from RefSeq and is a predicted model, not a curated record. Bases 1 to 537 code for a protein of 178 amino acids. Gene Ontology annotation, cellular component: extracellular matrix. Lineage: Eukaryota; Metazoa; Arthropoda; Insecta; Orthoptera; Acrididae. The transcript is spliced from 3 exons.
AUGUGCCAUAAUGGUGGUCUGCGUCGUGUCCCAACCGGCGACCCAGCGCCCACUUUCGCGCUCGAGUCCACGCGGAAGCUUUUCGUGUAUAUAAGGGGCUGCGCGCGCCGUGGUAGCCACACACCGGCCAUCCGUGUCAAAACACCACCACCUUCUCCAGCAGCAGCAGCAGCAGCGGCACACGAGAUCAUCUACGACUACGUGGCGCCGGCCAGCUACCGGUUCGACUACGCGGUGCGCGACGGCCACACGGGCGACGCCAAGACGCAGUGGGAGCACCGCGACGGCGACACCGUCCGAGGCGCCUACUCGCUCGUCGACGCCGACGGCACGACGCGCAUCGUCGAGUACACCGCCGACCCGCACAACGGCUUCCGCGCCGAGGUCAAGCGCCUCGGACACCCCGCGCCGCCGCCCCCGCAGCCGACCUCAGGAGAUAUGAAUGAUGCCUCUGUUCUUGAGGAUGAUGAAGCGGAAAAGCACAAUGAAGACAGUGCACCGCCACCUAACACUGCUGCUAAGCCUUUCCACUGCUAA